Molecule: messenger RNA, 1929 nt
Organism: Notothenia coriiceps (black rockcod)
Lineage: Eukaryota; Metazoa; Chordata; Actinopteri; Perciformes; Nototheniidae
Gene: dnajc3a
Product: DnaJ (Hsp40) homolog, subfamily C, member 3a
Exons: 12
Coding region: 162-1538 (458 amino acids)
Biological process (GO): protein folding in endoplasmic reticulum
Cellular component (GO): endoplasmic reticulum
Molecular function (GO): protein-folding chaperone binding; misfolded protein binding
Source: RefSeq, a predicted model, not a curated record
CCACUGUGUAGGGUUCGUGAGUGACUGGGAAAGGAGAAGCAAUGCUCAAUAGCAGUCAACACAUGGGACUGUGUAGAAUUAAGUGAGACAUUACUUAAAAUAAGAUCUGCUGAAGUGUGUGUUACAUAGCGGUAUUGGACCUAUCUGAUGCACAUCUAACCAUGGUUUCCAUCGACCAUGUUGCUCACAAAGUACUGACUUACAUCCCAUAUGUUCUUGUUUUGAUUGACCUGAGAUAUGAAGGAGUGAAAUGUGGCAGGGAUGGGAGUGUGGACAAUCACAUGGAGAUGGGAAAGAAACUGCUUGCUGCUGGCCAGCUAGCCGAUGCUCUCUCUCAUUUCCAUGCUGCUGUGGACGGAGACUCCAAGAACUACAUGGCGUACUACAGGAGAGCCACAGUGUUUCUAGCAAUGGGGAAGUCAAAGUCUGCACUGCCAGAUUUGAGCCGAGUUAUUGAACUCAAACCAGACUUCAAAUCUGCACGCCUCCAGAGAGGAAAUCUCCUCCUGAAGCAGGGAGGACUCGAUGAAGCAGAGAGGGACUUUAAGACAGUGCUGAACUCCAGCCCUAGCGACCGAGAGGAGGGAGAAGCCAAAAGUCAGCUGACAAAGUCAGAUGAAAUGCAGCGACUGGUGGCUCAGGCCCGCAGGAGCUACAGCAGCCAGGAUUAUGUGACAGCUGCCGCCCAGCUUGACACUAUCAUUGAGACCUGCGUUUGGGAUGUGACCUCUCGUGAGAUGCGAGCAGAGUGUUUUAUUGAAAUGGGAGAGAUGGGGAAAGCCGUCAGUGACCUCAAAGCUGCAUCCAAGUUAAAGAAUGACAACACCCAGGCUUUCUACAAACUCAGCAUCAUCUACUAUAAUCUUGGAGACCAUGAGAUGUCCCUAAAUGAGGUGCGCGAGUGCCUGAAGCUUGAUCCUGAUCACAAACAGUGUUACAGUCAUUACAAGCAGGUCAAGAAGCUCAACAAACAAAUCCGGUCUGCAGAGGAACUCAUCCAAGAGCAGAGGUGUGAACAGGCAGUGACCAAAUAUGGUCGUUCUCUUCCCAUUAGCUGCUUUGGAGGAGAAAGCAAUACUUAUUAUGUCCUCCCUUUUUAUUUUCCAGCUAUUCAGGAUUAUGAGACUGCUUCAAAACACAGCGAGAACGACCGGCAGAUCAAAGAAGGCCUGGAGAAAGCUCAGCGACUUCUCAAACAGUCCCACAAGAGGGAUUACUACAAGAUCCUGGGAGUGAAGAGAAAUGCACAGAAAAAGGAGAUCACCAAAGCCUACAGGAAACUGGCACAACAGUGGCAUCCUGACAACUUCCAGAAACCAGAAGAAAAGAAGAAGGCUGAGAAGAAGUUUAUCGACAUCGCUCAGGCCAAAGAGGUUCUCACUAACCCAGAGAUGAGAGCCAAGUUUGACCACGGGGAGGACCCCAUGGAUCCAGAGAGCCAGCAGGGUCAUCCUCACCAUCAGCACUUCCAUCAAGGCUAUCAGGGUUUCAAUCCAUUUGGCUCUGGAUCCUUCAACUUUAAAUUCAACCACAACUGAGGGAGCUCAUAUCCAGCACAGCUGGAGCGUUUCUCCUAUUUCCCUUCCCAUCUAAGAAGGGAGAUCAGAUCAGUGACAUAAGGAAUGCCAUAAGUCUCUCAAAAAAUGUGGAGCAAAUUGUGACUUUAAUUUAGUGACCUUAAUUAAAUAAUGCAUUUUUGUUGUUGAAUGAUACAACUUUGAAUUCCGUUUCGGGAAGGUCUGUUGCUAUGCUAACAAAUAUCUGCCAUGUGUGAAGCAGUUUUUAUGUCAAGUAGUUAAUUCUGACACAUCUUCUCCACGUUCACUAAGAUACACAUCCAUUCAGAAGGUGCACUUUGUAAAUAGGUACACUGCUAUUUUUUAUAUGAAUGGAGUUUUUCUGAACUGUAAAUAAAGAAAUAUUUAUGUA